Molecule: messenger RNA, 5580 nt
Organism: Haplochromis burtoni (Burton's mouthbrooder)
Lineage: Eukaryota; Metazoa; Chordata; Actinopteri; Cichliformes; Cichlidae
Product: protein MTSS 1
Exons: 17
Coding region: 585-3167 (860 amino acids)
Biological process (GO): positive regulation of actin filament bundle assembly; plasma membrane organization; adherens junction maintenance
Cellular component (GO): actin cytoskeleton; cytoplasmic side of plasma membrane
Molecular function (GO): actin binding; phospholipid binding
Source: RefSeq, a predicted model, not a curated record
UGAUAUAAUUACAACGCUGAACGAGCUAUGACCUUAAAUCCUCCAGUAAGUUUAUGUUUUAUUUUGAUGACAAACAGGCGAUCGGAAGUGCACUUUUUGUGUCUUUCAGCUAGGCUUGACGGCUCGUUACUGCUUUUUCUCCCUCUCAGUGUUGUGAAGUAAGGGCAAACCUCGGGUGUCGAUAUUAAAACUACCUGUCAAGCUGCGGAAUAACGUUAUCAGCUGAACAUCGUGGAUUAUAUGCGUUUCGAUUAGCAGACUUCCAAACAGUAUCUUGGCGCUUCAGUUAUGGAUAUGAGCGGGGCGGCGUGGAGGGGAGAGGGGGAUUUAAAUUUCUUUUCGUCCCGACAGCUUCUUUUGAUUUGAAGUAGUUACGGUGCACCUCAGCAGAAAAAAACGGCCAGUGUUUCCUCGCGAUAAAAGUUACUAGAGCAGUCGACGUUAUUUCUCGCGGGUUUGCUUGAUUUUUUUUUACGAAUCAGUUUUAGGGUUGUGUAGAGUUUGUGUUUUUCGUGGAGAGCGGAGGAGGUGAAGUGAAAACGGCUCUCGGAGUCGGGACUGACCGCUGGAGUUGGUCCUGAAAAAUGGAGGCUGUUAUCGAGAAGGAAUGCAGCGCGCUCGGAGGACUCUUUCAAACUGUUAUCGCAGACAUGAAAAGCAGCUACCCUAUUUGGGAGGACUUUAUCACCAAGGCAGGCAAACUGCAGUCGCAGCUCAGGGCGACAGUGGUUGCCGUGGCCGCCUUCCUAGAUGCAUUUCAGAAAGUGGCCGACUUGGCUACCAACUCAAGAGGUGGCACAAGAGACAUUGGAUCAGCAUUGACCAGGAUGUGUAUGAGACAUCGCAGCAUAGAGGCUAAACUCAAACAGUUCUCCACGGGCUUCCUUGAGGGUCUGAUCAACCCUCUACAAGAACAGAUGGAGGAGUGGAAAAGAGGAGUCAACACUUUGGACAAGGACCAUGCAAAAGAGUACAAAAGAGCUCGGCAGGAAAUUAAGAAGAAGUCAUCGGACACGCUGAAACUUCAAAAGAAAGCAAAAAAAGCUGAUAAUUUCGGUCGUGGUGAUAUCCAGCCACAGCUGGACAGCGCCAUGCAGGAUGUCAGUGACAAAUACAUUCUGCUGGAAGAGACGGAGAAGCAGGCCCUGAGGAAGGCUCUUAUAGAGGAGAGACAGAGAUUUUGCUGUUUUGUAGCCAUGCUGCGGCCUAUAGUGGAUGAGGAGAUUUCUAUGUUGGGAGAGGUUACCCAUCUCCAGACCAUCUCUGAGGACCUCAAAGCCUUGACCUCAGACCCACACAAGCUUCCCCCUGCGAGUGAACAGGUGAUCUUGGACUUGAAGGGCUCAGACUAUGGUUGGUCAUAUCAAACUCCGCCCUCAUCCCCCAGCACCACCAUGUCCAGGAAGUCUAGCAUGUGCAGUAGUCUGAACAGCGUUAACAGUAGUGACUCCAGGGGAUCCAGUGGCUCUCACUCUCAUUCUCCUUCCUCCUCUUCUUCCUCCUCUUCCUCACACCACCUCUUCCACCACCAUCACCCUCGCCAUCGAUACCGCAGCUCCACGCUACCCCAGCAGACCCCAGCUCGGCUUCCUAGCAUCUCCUCCCACGACUCGGGCUUCAUUUCUUCAUCACAAGACCAGUACACAUUAUCCAAGUCGUCCUCGCCACUGCCAGCUGAAAAAAAGGCUUGUCCCACUUCCAGCCCCUCUGAGAUGUCAGAGACAGGGCUGCUGCAUAGUGACUGCAGCACCCCUUCUUCACUAGCAGAUACUACUGCACCUCAGCCCUCUACUGACAAGUUGUCCAAUGGUUUCGACCACUACAGCCCAGCCAGUUCCCCCUACCUGCAUAGCAACGGGGGCAGUUUGGGCUCAGUGUCAAACACUGCCUUCCCCUUCUUCCCUCCCUCCUCCUCAACCUCCACCUCCUGCCCCACUCGUUCAUGGUCACGUCCUGCAUCGGCCUUGCUGCCAGACUACCCUCCCUACUGCACAUUGGGUUCCCCCAUGAUGCCUUCAUCACGAGUCCCCAGCUGGAAGGACUGGGCGAAGCCUGGGCCUUAUGACCAGCCUAUGGUCAACACGUUACGGAGAAAGAAAGACAAGGAGAGUCCAGCUGUGGUGGACAGUAAUGGGAGUAUGAACUGUGAUAAUAGCCCGCCCUCUGCCCAGACCGCAGCUCCAGCUGCAUUGCAAACACCAAGCCAAUCAGCAUUAGUGCAAGACAAGAACAGGAACACACCUGCGGCUGUCAGGGCCGGGGAUAUCGAGGCCCAGGAUGAUCUGGCUCUGGCCUUAUCCAGAGGUCUGGAACUGGACACCCAGAGGUCCAGUAGAGACUCUAUCCAGUGCUCCAGUGGCUACAGCACACAGACCAACACACCCUGCUGCUCUGAGGAUACUAUACCGUCACAAGUAUCAGACUACGACUACUUCUCAAUGGCUGGAGACCCAGAGUCUGAGCAGCAGCAGUCUGACUUUGAUAAGUCCUCCACCAUCCCCAGAAACAGUGAUAUCACUCAGUCCUACAGACGUAUGUUCCAGGCCAAACGCCCAGCCUCCACAGCAGGGCUACCCAGCAGUCAGGUACCUUAUCCUGGCCCGGGGGCCUACCACACGGGGCCUUAUCCCCCCACACCAAUCCACACAGGCGCUUAUGCAUCUACUCCUACUGCACAGUAUCCUCCUACGCCUACAGGCCACGGUCCAGUUAUUGUGACCCCUGGAGUUGCCACGAUCCGCCGCACGCCUUCAUCUAAACCUUCUGGACGCCGUUCGGGCUCCGUUACAGGUACAGGCCCCAUUCCCAUUCGCACUCCUGUCGUUCCUGUAAAGAUCCCCACGGUGCCUGAUAUGCCAGGAGCUGUUAAUGGGAACAGAGGCGAGGAGAUGGUAGGCAGAGAAGAAUCCCCCAGUUCUCCAACAUUUACAGGAGAGGUGGAUCCCGGCACGCUACCCAUGGCGUCCUGGAGCGGUCAGGCCACAACCAACCCUCCCAAUCUACCCAACUAUGUGAGCCAGCAGCACCUUCAGAGUGAGAUGAGACAGGAGGGAGGAGGAGAUGAUUCAGGAGAGCAAGAAGAAGGAGACAUGCUGAUGGCCAUCCGCAAAGGGGUCAAGCUCAAGAGAACCUUCACCAACGAUCGCUCUGCACCACGCAUCGCGUGAUUCGGCAAAGGUCGCAGGAGACGUGUGACCUCAUUUGUAAAUUAGGUCAGAAGCUUUAGGAAAAAGGAACGUUGCAGAUAAGAAGUGCAAUGUGUAAACUUAAAAGGCUUCUUGUAACACAUUGCAAUAUCAGUGGUAUCUGCUGGCUUUCGUCACCUGUGAGAACCUCCUGCUACAGCCCCCAUUUACAAUCACUCAAAGAAAAGACAAUAGCAGUUGUCUUAUUGGGCUUACGUUGCCUCAGAAAUGAUAUAAAGCCAGAUUAAUAACUCACUCUGGAUCAGGCCAUUUGUGCUAAUCCUUGUAUAAGCUGUAAUUCCAGGCCCACAGAUGUAAAAGAGCAGCAUAAAACAGCAUGUUUUUGUUAAUAAGUAGCACCACACUGAUCACUCAUUAUUUUCACACAAUACUUACGUUUCCUCAGAGUGGGGGGAAAAAAAGUACUGUAUAUUAUGUGUACACAGACUCAGUGUUUUGGGAGUGCACUGUACUGUUGCGGUGGGAUCAGCAUUCUUACUGUUGAUGACUUGGCAAUAACCUCUGCAGGUACGACACGCCCUCGAGAGAGCGACGUUAAAGUGCUCUAUUACAGUAACGGCUUCAGCGGCUGGCCUUUGAUGGCUCCAUUUUUGGCAACUCCUGACCUGCAUCAGUGCUUAUUUGGAGGCACGCCCUGAUGGCUGUUCAUAGGUGCUGAGCUUGAACUGUGAGCUUCCAGUCACAGUUCAAAGACACCAUGAGCACAGGAAGCUCCUAAAGAAAACCAAACAAAAGCAAAGGAAAUGACUGCGUUGCAUUCGGAGUCGUAGGAGGCUACAGUGUGACUAAAGUGUCACAUGUUUGACGCUGUGACAUUAAGAGAGACUAAAGUUGUGUCCUGUUCUUCUUUAUAAGGGUUCAUAUUGACACGGUUUGUAAAUAAUUUUGCACGUCUGUGUUACCGGGGAGUGUCGGCAUCGCUCGUUCAAUCGUUCAAAAUCAAUCAGUUCCACAUCUUUUAACAGGGACAUAAGGAUCAUCAUACUGCACUGCCUCCGAGUGGAUUGGGUUUACUUCUCCUCAGUUUAUGACUCAUUUAAUCUGCAAUCUCUACACGUUCAUGGGUGGCAGAUUAAACCUUGUCAGAGGUUCUCGUGUUAAUAUACGACCUCUUUCCUUUGUCAUUUAUUGACCACAGUUUGAGCUGCUUGGCGUUGAUUGCUCACAGCGGCAGCAAUAAAUCUCAAAGUAUAUACUGUCUCUGUUUAAAAAGAGAGAGAGAACUAAACAUUUUAUUGAACCUGAAGCAUUAUUUCAGAGUUAAAUGGUAUUUUUGUUAACGCCAUGAUGUUUCUGUCCUUCAGACUUCAGACCACGUUUUUACAACUGCCACUUUAAAUUAGUUUUUUUUGUUGUUUUUGGUUGUUUUUACAAAGGUGAUUAUGUUAUCGACAAGGAAAUCGCAUAAAAACGAUCAUAUAAGAUGAGAUACUAGGCCCGUCCUUAGACCAGAGGCUAAACAGGCUAGUUAGUGUCACUCGGUCUGUAUUUGAUUUGCAUUUCAGUUCAAGCACUGUGAGACCAUGGCUACUACAGGAUGUUUGAAAUUGUAAAUAUUAUUUAGUUAGUCCAGGAUCUCACACGAUUUUAAUUUAUUUCAUUUCUCAUUCUUUAAAUGUCUUCCUCCUCAACUCGUCUCUAUUUUUAUACUUACUAUAAAAUAUCAGAGUGACAGAGCUGUUCCCUCGAUCAGUGCCGUCUAAAGUUUUCAGUCAAAUGUUCACGACUGUCCCGCUGUCAGUCCCUUAUUUCACACAUCUGUAUAUUUUGCAUCAUGAAUUCAGAUAAGAUGGUUUGAAAGCACAGUUUUGUUUUUUGUAAGAAAAAUGCCAAGCAGGUGUGGUUUUGAGUCUCAUCAGUAUUAUGAGCCCAGGUCUCGUGCAGAGCUGCACCCACUUCAGUUCAGUCCAAACGGCGCAUUUUCAUCUGAGUGGGAACAACAAAACCUUUUCUUUUUUUUGUAAAUUAUUGUUUAAAGUGAUGAUUUUUUCCCCCUGGAGAUUGAACUGAAAGUGGAAUGACAACAACCAUGCUAAGAGUUUGCUAAACAGAUUGCGCCUUGCAAAUCUCCAUCCACUCAUUUAAAACUUGUAUCAUUAACCUGUAAGUCCCAUAUUUAAAUUACUAGCAUAAAUAUAUAUAAAUAUUAUAUUUGCCAAAUGUCAGUAUAUCCUAUAAGAAGUUUAUAGUUUGUGAAAGUUUUAAAGUAUAGUUAAGUCUGUUUUCCAGUUUAGUUUUUAGCUGUUUUCCUUCCCCACAGAGAGUUGACCUCUCAGUCUGUCCCUGUAGAGUUCAGGCUUUAAUGCAUUUUGUUUAAGGAGGUAAAAAUGUUGUUAUGACAGCUUUAGCAAUAUAAUAAAGAAUAUUAAUUUUG